UGUUCACUUUCUGUGCCUUUCAGUAAGCGUCUGGUGGUGGUGGUGCCCAACGAGAGCUCCUUCCCCGGAGUGCGACGAGCUUACACCAGCGAGGAUGAGGCGUGGAGGUCGUACCUGGAGAACCCGCUCACUGCUGCCACCAAGGCCAUGAUGAGCAUCAACGGGGACGAGGACAGCGCCAACGCCCUGGGCCUGCUCUACGACUACUACAAGGUGCCGAAAGAAAAGAGACUUCUGCCUGUUCCCAAAGCCGUUGAAGUUACCGAGGAACAGGAGAAGAGGACUAUGUUGCCAAGCAACCCCAGCGGCCAAAACGAGGUGGAGACGGUGGACAACCGAGUUCAGGUCCUCAAGUCUGUCCCCGUUAAUCUGUCGCUGAACACCGAGCACCAGGAGGCCAAACGGGAGCAGUUCAGCAGCUCGACGGCGUCAGGGGACGGAGGCUCUCCGGCUGUUGCUGUGGUGAAGGCUGAGGUGUACGCUCCAGUCUUCAUGGCCGGGGCGAGCCUUCACUACAGGGUGGACGGAGAAGAGGCGCCGCGAGUGAUCUAUGAGCAGAGUCCGUACGAGGUGACCACCGUCAGUCACAGCUCCUACGUUAAAGAAGACCAGCAGAGUCCACCGGACAGUCCGUACGAAGAGGAGAGAGACGGGAAGUACAACUCACCUUCCUCUCUAGCUACAGAUGACUUCUUAUUUCAUCAGGAGGGAGUCGACAGCUUCCAGUACACGCUGGACGCCACUCGCUCGCUGCGUCAGAAGCAGGGCGAAGGGCCGAUGACGUACCUGAACAAAGGCCAGUUCUACGCCGUGACGCUCAACGAGCUCAGCGCCAACAAACGCCUCCGCCAUCCCAUCAGUAAAGUCCGGAGUGUGAUCAUGGUGGUGUUCAGUGAGGACAAGAACCGAGACGAGCAGCUUAAAUACUGGAAGUACUGGCACUCUCGGCAGCACACGGCCAAACAGAGAGUCCUCGACAUCGCUGAUUACAAGGAGAGCUUCAACACCAUCGGCAACAUAGAAGAAAUUGCCUACAAUGCCAUUUCCUUCACCUGGGACGUGAAUGAAGAGGCCAAGAUCUUCAUCACUGUCAACUGUCUGAGCACAGACUUCUCGUCUCAGAAGGGGGUGAAGGGUCUCCCUCUGAUGAUCCAGAUCGACAGCUACAGCUACAACAACCGCAGCAACAAGCCUCUGCACCGAGCCUACUCACAGAUCAAGGUCUUCUGUGACAAGGGAGCAGAGAGGAAAAUAAGAGAUGAAGAAAGAAAACUGUUCCGCAAGAAGUCAAAAGGGAAAGAUGGAGGCGUCGGGGUGAUCACCGUCCCUAAAAAGUCAGACACCACCUAUUUCAAGACCAUGACUGACUUGGAGGCUCAGCCGGUCCUCUUCAUCCCCGACGUUCACUUUGGCAACCUGCAGCGAGCCGGACAGGUGUUUACCUUCAACACGGAGGAGAUCGAGAGAGAAGGGAGCGUGUUGGUGAAGAGGAUGUUCAGGCCGUCGGAUGAAGAUCUGUGUCCGUCGCCUCACAAACAGAUCAAAGAGGAGACGCACAAGAGAGUGUUGUUGUACGUUAGGAAGGAGUCGGACGAGGUGUUUGACGCCCUGAUGCUGAAGUCUCCCACGCUCAGAGGCCUGAUGGACGCUAUCUCAGAGAAGUACGGCGUGCCCACAGAGAGGAUAGCCAAAGUGUACAAGAAAAGUAAAAAAGGCAUCCUGGUGAACAUGGACGACAACAUCAUCGAGCACUACUCCAACGAAGACACCUUCAUCCUCAGCAUCGAGAGCUACGCAGACGCCUACAAGAUCAUGCUGACGGAGAUCUGACGGCUCACCUGAGGGACGGCAGGAGAAAGUCAAAAGAGACGCUGAAAUCUGCGAGGUUGAUACGCUGACAGACGUUAUUAGAGACAGUCCUUUGGUGGAGUUGCGCCGACGCAUUGAGGUCGACACACCCUGAUCCCUCUCCAACACUGUUACACUAUGAAGCCGGUCGCAUUUUACUGUGCAGGAGGACAAAGAUGUAAAUAAAGGACGUUUUUAUGAACUGGUUUUAUUGUACUCAUCCUCUAAGAUGUGAGGUGAACUGAUGAACCACAGAUCCUCCACUUUCACUGAAUAUUUUUAUUGUAUAAAAGAAUUUGUAUGUUUAUUCUCACUCUGUACAGACUUGUUUUUUUUUUUUUUGCCAAAUAUCCCAUCAGGACUAGCCUUACGAAAAGCCCGAUGCCUUGUAUGUAACCACAGUUUGAAUUAAUCCAAGUAACUAGCAGCUUUUUUUUGCAUGCCAGCUUUUGUUGUUUUUUUUUUUUUUAGUUGUGAUAUUAUUUAUUAAUGCUUUAAUAUUUUUGCAUUUCUUACGCAGUUUAUCCAAGAAUUUCAAGUAUUUUAAUGCAUUUCAGUGUCCUUUCCAACCUCUCACUCAAGGAGGUUUAGAAUGGCUCAUCCUGUACUUUUCAGACAUGUUGUAAUAUUUACUAGUCAAGAAUAGCUUAAUUUGUAGAGCUUUACAUGGGAUGACUCAGAAAUGUCGUUGCCUCAUGUGCUUGGAUGUGUUGAAAAAUUAUUAAAGGUAAUAUAGAAAAGGU
Messenger RNA from Acanthochromis polyacanthus (spiny chromis), 2591 nucleotides. RefSeq names its product grainyhead-like transcription factor 2b (gene grhl2b). The record is from RefSeq and is a predicted model, not a curated record. Gene Ontology annotation, cellular component: nucleus. Gene Ontology annotation, biological process: regulation of transcription by RNA polymerase II; neural tube development; brain development. The coding region runs from base 148 to 1830 and encodes 560 amino acids. Gene Ontology annotation, molecular function: RNA polymerase II cis-regulatory region sequence-specific DNA binding; DNA-binding transcription activator activity, RNA polymerase II-specific. NCBI's taxonomy places the organism in Eukaryota, Metazoa, Chordata, Actinopteri, Pomacentridae. The transcript has 15 exons.